AUGCCUGCAAUCCGCGCGCUCAAUCCCUUCGCCUCCUCGCCCGCCGCCUCUCCUGACACCACCACCCUUCUCUCGGAGAAGGAGCCCAUCCGCAUCGACGCCAGGGAAUCUGUCCCCAUCAAGCAAGCGCCUCGCUUCACCCGGCCCAGAUUCAAUCUGCCCUUUUCAGGCGCGCCCAAGACGCCAAGAGCACAGCCAACAGUAGACACACCACAGCAGCAGUCGAGAUUGGAAGCUCCGCACGUUCUCGCUUUCAGGCCGCCCAGCCCACAGAUACCCACGCUCAGCCUACCCACCAUCAAUCUGACGACUGCGACUGGCGAAAAGAGCAAAAUGGAGAAGGCCGAGCCAUUGACACUUUUCCAGCCACCUUCACCUGCUGAGGCACGGCGGAUAGCUCGACAGCAUGCUGCAUUCGGGCCAUUGGGCUCCAAGCAGCAUCUCUACUCGUCCAGAUUCGUGGGCACCGAGUUUCCAGAACCCAUCGAGGAUGAGCCGCCGUACUACUACCUGAUCACAACCUACAUUUCCUAUCUGAUUCUGAUUAUAUUCGGCCACGUCCGAGACUUCUUCGGCAAGAGAUUCAAGCCAGAACAAUACAAGCAGCUUCGGGAGCACGAUGGAUAUGCGCCACUCAACUCCGAUUUCGACAACUUUUACAUUCGACGACUCCAGCUGCGAAUCAACGACUGCUUCAGACGACCAGUGACUGGCGUGCCAGGUCGCUUCAUCACCCUUUUGGACCGCACGAGCGAUGACUACAAUCUCACAUUCAAGCUUACUGGUACCACCACCCAAACACUGAACAUGUCUUCUUACAACUACCUCGGUUUCGCACAAUCUGAGGGCGAGUGUGCGGAUGCUGCCGAAGCCAGUGUAAAGAAGUAUGGAAUCUCAUUCUGCUCGCCAAGAGGCGAUGUGGGCACAUCAGAGCUCCAUGUCGAUGUCGAACGCCAGGUCGCCGAGUUCGUGGGCAAGGAAGCAGCUACCAUCUACUCCAUGGGUUUCGUGACAAACGCCACCAUCUUCCCUGCUCUGGUCGGUAAGGGUUGCCUCUUGAUCUCCGAUCAGCUCAAUCACUCCUCGAUCCGAUUCGGCGCGAGGCUCAGCGGUGCGGUAAUCGACAUGUUCAAGCACAACGAUAUGGACGCACUCGAGCACCUUCUCAGGGAACGAAUCUCGCAAGGACAACCACGAACACACAGACCAUGGCGGAAGAUCCUGGUGGCCGUCGAGGGGCUUUACAGCAUGGAAGGCACCCUGUGCAAUCUCCCGGGUCUUAUUGCGCUCAAGAAGAAGUACAAGUUCAACCUCUACGUCGAUGAGGCACAUUCGAUUGGCGCCCUCGGCCCGCGUGGGCGUGGCGUUUGCGACUACUUCGGCAUCGAUACCAAGGACAUUGAUAUUCUCAUGGGCACCUUCACCAAGUCUUUCGGCGCAAACGGCGGGUACAUUGCUGCAGACAAGUCCCUGGUCGAUAAGAUUCGAGUGAACAAUGCUGGAACCAUCUUCGGCGAGUGCCCUACCCCAGCAGUGUUGAGCCAGAUCAGCUCGAGUUUGAGAAUCAUCGCUGGUGAUCUCGCGCCUGGUCAAGGCGAAGAGCGACUACAACGUCUUGCAUUCAACAGCCGUUACCUCCGACUUGGACUCAAGAGGCUAGGUUUCAUUGUCUACGGUCACGACGACAGUCCCAUCAUUCCGGUUCUUCUCUACCACCCAGCCAAGAUUCCAGCCUUCUCCCAUGAGAUGCUGAAGCGCAAGAUCGCUGUGGUGGUGGUCGGAUACCCUGCAACACCUCUGAUCUCGUCACGAGCACGAUUUUGUGUUUCGGCUGCGCACACCAAGGAUGACCUUGAUCGAUUACUCGCUGCAUGCGACCAGGCCGGAGACAUUCUGCAACUCAAAUUCAGUUCCGGCAUCGCUGGCGGCCAGGAGCCGAUCCCCGAUGGUCUUACGAACAAGGAAGAGGUUGAGAUCCGUUCCUGUCUAGAGGCGGGUGGCAAGCCUGCAGCGACACCCCCGCGGUGGAAGCUAUCAGAUGUCGUGCGACGAGGUGUACAAGACGUCAAGAAGCCACUCUGCUAG
Molecule: messenger RNA, 2085 nt
Organism: Fulvia fulva
Lineage: Eukaryota; Fungi; Ascomycota; Dothideomycetes; Mycosphaerellales; Mycosphaerellaceae
Product: Serine palmitoyltransferase 2
Exons: 1
Coding region: 1-2085 (694 amino acids)
Biological process (GO): sphingosine biosynthetic process; ceramide biosynthetic process
Cellular component (GO): serine palmitoyltransferase complex
Molecular function (GO): serine C-palmitoyltransferase activity; pyridoxal phosphate binding
Source: RefSeq, a predicted model, not a curated record